CCCUCGACCGGGAAGCUGUAAGACUCCGGUUUUUCUUCUUUCGCGUCGGACGUGUAAAUGACGAGAGAGGUCCCUACGCCGAAACGCGCUGAUGAAAUAAAGAAGUUUCUUCUUUGAGGCAAUGAGGAAAACUUUCUCCUGGAGGAUUGUCAAAUUACUCGCCGUGUCAGCGCUGCUCGUCCUGUCUGCUCAGAUCUUUGUGAGUACACCGAGUAAACACCUACCAAAGCCCAGCCCACUUCCUGAGGACGAGUACAGGGUCAUAUCCCCUGAAACAUACCAGUAUAUUCUCAACCAGCCCGCUGUAUGCCGGGACAGAAGCCCCUUCCUGGUCUUUAUGGUCCCAGUUGCCCCCCAGGAGGCUGCAGCAAGGGAGACUAUCAGGAAAACAUGGGGUGCACCAAGUCAGGACACCCUCACUCUCUUCUAUAUGGGGCUCCCUGAGGGGGGGCACCUGUCCGGCAUCCAGGACAAGCUGGAGGACGAGAGUAGGAACCAUGGGGACAUCAUCCAGAUGAGCUUCCAGGACAGUUACCAGAAUCUGACCAUCAAGACCGUGAUGAUGAUGAACUGGCUGGAGACCCACUGCCCAAAAGCUUCCUACGUCAUGAAGGUGGACGCUGACAUCUUUGUGAAUGUGUUCUACCUCCUCAGUUGGCUGAGGAGCUCCCCACGACAGAGCUUCAUCACAGGGUCAGUGAUCAACGACGGCCGGCCGAGGAGGGACAGCAACAGUAAGUGGCACGUGUCCCAGGAGCAGUACCCUGAAGACAGCUUCCCUCCAUAUGUGUCCGGGGCUGGGUAUGUCUUCUCUGCAGACAUGGCCGGCAGGAUCUCCCGGGCGUCCAGGUUUGUCCGGAUGAUCCCUCUGGAGGACGUGUAUGUGGGGUUAUGUCUGCGCGUGCUGGGCGUCCGGCCCGUGUACUCCAUCAGCCUGCUGAGCCUCAGGAAUCUCUUUGAAAUAAGAAACUUGGAGUACAACAGGUGCACCUUCGCCAAACUCAUCAUAGUCAAUGGGUUCAAGCCAUCACAACUGCAGCGUGCUUGGCAGGAUUUCUCCGAAGGCCACACCAGCUGCUGACAGUAAAGUUUACCAAGUGCUUCAGUGUUCAGACUGUAUGAAGGAACAUUAAACAAAAUGGAGUAAGUAGCCUGCUGUAAAGGAAGAAAGCCAUUACACACACAGCCAUGCGGUCAGGGUGUCCAGAUGAAAGGGUAUAGCAAUGUUAGCGAACAUUAUACAAAUAUUUAAAUGAAACAAUCAGAGAAUAUACUCUGCUAUACAUACUCUAUUAAUUAAAAUCGACAUGUGCAGCCUGUUUAAAGCGGCCGCCCGGCUUUUGUUUUUAAAGGCCACAAGCCAAAGAUGUCUGGAGCCAAUGGUUUAAAUCAAUGCUCAAGCUAAAACAGAGAAACUGUGCCUCUCUGAUUCAUUGAUUUGCUGCUUGUUGCUGCUUUUUUAUAAAGUCAUGAAUUCAAUAUCUUUGUGUUUUGGACUGUUGGUUGGAUUAAAAAAAAAAAGCAAUUUGAAGUUGUUACCCUGGAAACGGAGAUGGGCAUUUUAUACACUAAACAAUUCAUUAAACACAUUAAUCAAUAAUGCAAACUAGGGCUGCAACUGGUUAUAACUCAUCCAUAAUUUGCAUUAUGGAUGAUUGAGCCAAUUACUUUGUUUCUUAACUGAUUGACUUCAGAAAAAUGCCCAUCCCAGAAACUCAAAGUGGAGUCUCCAAGUCUUGUUUUGUCUCACCAACAGUCCAAAGCCCAAAAUAUUCAGUUUACUGUCUGAUAGGAAAAGCAACAAAUUGCUGGAAGAAUUACUUAAAAGUUUAAGUGAUUAUCAAAAAAGUUUCUGUUGUUCAACUAAUCAACCAAUUGAAUGUAGGUCUGAAAUAAUUAGUUGAGUCAUCACUUAGUUGAUUAACAAAAAAACUUAAUGAGGAACAAAUUUGAUGAGUGAUAAAAAUGUGUUUUAUAUCAUCAUAAACUGCUUAUCUGGCGUUUUAUAGACUAAACAGUAACUCAAAAAAAACAAUUGACAUAGUAAUCAAAAAUGAAAAUUGUUUAUCAAUGAAUUGAUUAGUCAUUUGGCAGAAAAUAGUGAAAGUUACAAGAGACCACAGGGAGGUCUUGAUAAUAUUCAGGUUACAAUCACAUCAGUACCGUCAAAGACCAGAUAGCCUUUAACUCUCUGCAGCUGAAUGUAUUGAGAACUGAAUACUGCUCUCUAAUGCCUGUUGUAUUCCAGAGUGUUGUAUAUUUGGUUCACCUGUGAAGCACCUUGUAGUUCUGCUGUUGAAAGCUGCUGUAGAAAAAUGAAUGUUUACGCAUUUACAUAGAAUAAAAAUGUAAAAUGCAGCAAAUGUCCUCCACUGAGGAGCUGGAACCUUUAGGUGAUGCAGACUGAAGCCAAGUACAAUAAUCAAAAUAGUUGCAGAUCAUAUUUUUUUGGCUGUAACUGAUAAUGAAAAUAGCUGCUGGCUGCAUUAAAUGGGUUUCAGCCUGACUGCAGAGGAGGCAACAACUCUUUUAGCCUUAUUCACUGUAUUCAGUCAUUCAUCUUCUUUAUCCAAAAUGUUGGAACAGACUGUAGAGUAGUGCUGUCCUAGUAGAGGUGUGAACAUGACUUAAUGCAUCCUCAGAAAUUGUAAUUUACACCAAAGACUAUUUAAACGUAGACCCAUUUUACUGCCCUUGUACUUCAUCUUCGUUUGUGCCUGACAGGUUGGGGGUCCACCUGUACUUUACUAUGUUAAAAGUUAAAGAUGAAAAGAUGAACUUAAUAUAUUGCACUGCUGCUGAGACCUUCACAUAGUCUAAAUAUAAAAUAUAACCUUCUAAAAUAACCUGCAGCUUAGCUUUGUUAGGUUACUGUGCCUCUAUAUUUACAGUGUGUGUCUUACAGUAAGACAGAGUGCCUAUUCACACACGGUAUGUGUUGUAGUUAUAUAUGAGAACCAGCUGAUGGCAGUAUGUGUCAGCAGCUGACAUGUAAGUUACACUUAACCUUUUGACAGUGAUAAUUAUAAUUACAGGUAAGAAAAAAAUUGUUCUCAGACAAGCAUUUAUUAAUUAUUUAUAUUGACACCGCUGACUAUGAUACACUGUGCACCAAAAUGCCUCAUAGUGUCAUACCUCAUCUCGAGAUAUUGAAGCUCUAUAUUUUUACUGCAUAUUAAUGGGGAAAUAUGCAGCAACCGACUAUGUAUAAAUGUUUAUCAGUGAAUUUUUUCAUGAUAUUCUGUCACCUUAAUUUACUGUAUUUUUUCAUUUUUUAUUUGAAUGAAUUAGGACAUUUUGCCAUCACUGUUUCAUUAUUGCUGUUAUUGUUUUGAAGUUAUCACUAGUACUUAUUUAAUAUAUGCUGGAAUAAAUGCUGUUUCCAUUCAGACUAAAUAAAAAUAUUGGACAAA
Molecule: messenger RNA, 3413 nt
Organism: Seriola dumerili (greater amberjack)
Lineage: Eukaryota; Metazoa; Chordata; Actinopteri; Carangiformes; Carangidae
Gene: b3galt8
Product: beta-1,3-galactosyltransferase 1-like
Exons: 1
Coding region: 122-1081 (319 amino acids)
Cellular component (GO): membrane
Molecular function (GO): N-acetyl-beta-D-glucosaminide beta-(1,3)-galactosyltransferase activity
Source: RefSeq, a predicted model, not a curated record